UCGUUUGGUCUUUGUUGAAGGAUUAAAUUGAGCAAGAGCUAACUAGCCAGCUGUCUGCGUAUUUAGAGAAAUUUUGGUUUCUUGAAGGCAUGCCGAUUUAUCAUGCAAGCUAGCUAGUCAUCUUUGUUACAAGUUAGCUGGAAAGCUAACCUAGAAUAGCUAACGUUAGCUAAAUAACAUGUUUGUUAGCCGUGACACAUGAUCAUGAUCCAUGAACUAAAAACAAUUCUAGACUCUUAGACAUCCGGCGAAUCAUUUUUAUUUUGUAAUUUUGCAUUCCAUUGUUUACAGCUACAGAAAAUGACUUCCGCAUUGGAGGACCCAACACUGGAGAGGCAUUUUAAAGGCCACAGAGACACCAUAACCAGUGUAGAUUUCAACUGCAACAUGAAGCAAAUUGCUACUGGCUCCAUGGACUCCUGUUUAAUGAUCUGGCACAUGAAGGCACAGAUGAGAGCUUAUCGCUUCGUGGGACACAAAGAUGCAGUGAUGUCUGUUCAGUUUUCGCCAUCAGGCCACCUCGUGGCAUCUGCGUCUAGGGAUAAAACUGUCCGCCUUUGGGUGCCUGGCAUGAAGGGUGAGUCCACGGUCUUCCGUGCCCACACGGGGACGGUCCGUAGCGUCAACUUCUCCGGUGACGGCCAGUCCCUCGUCACCGCCUCUGAUGACAAGACCGUCAAGGUGUGGACCGUGCAUCGGCAGAAGUUCCUCUUCUCCUUCAAUCAGCACAUCAACUGGGUGCGCUGUGCCAAAUUUUCACCUGACGGUCGGCUAAUAGUUUCAGCAAGCGACGACAAGACUGUAAAGAUAUGGGACAAAACCAGCCGCGAAUGCAUACACUCAUUUUAUGAACACGGCGGCCAUGUGAACUACGCUGACUUCCACCCCAGUGGCACCUGCAUCGCGGCAGCUGGUUCAGACAGCACCGUCAAAGUGUGGGACAUCCGCACUCACAAGCUUCUCCAGCAUUACCAAGUACACACUGCUGUAGUGAAUGGACUGUCCUUCCACCCAUCGGGGAACUACCUCAUCACGGCUUCCAAUGACUCUACCCUGAAGAUCCUGGACCUGGUGGAGGGGAGGCUGCUGUACACUCUGCAUGGACAUCAGGGUCCAGCGACGUGUGUGGCAUUCUCCAGGACGGGGGACUACUUUGCCUCAGGUGGCUCCGAUGAACAGGUGAUGGUGUGGAAGACCAACUUCGACUCGGAGGAUUAUGGAGAGGUUCUGCGCCUGCAGCAGAGAGCCACCAGCGUGGAGGGAGAGGCGUUUGCCGCAGAUCCUGGCUCCAGGACCUUGCUGCGUGGCUCCGCAGCCUCACGGCCAAACCAGGUGUCGGAAAUGGCGGAGCUGUCGGAUGGCCGGAGGUCUCGCUCAGAGAGGAGUCGCAGCCGCAGCUUCAGCCUCAGCAGGCCCUCGCAGACCUCCAGAGACACCAGUGUCAAGUCCUCCUCCUCCCAGCAGCAGCAACAACAGCAGCCGGAGCCCGUGUCCGCAGAUGACAGGGUGCCGGCCGCCCUGGCCAACACUCUGGAGCACAUUGUGGGCCAGCUCGACGUUCUCACACAGACAGUGGCGAUUCUGGAACAGAGGCUGACACUGACGGAGGACAAGCUGAAGGAGUGCAUUGACAACCAGCACAAGAUCAGCCUGCAGCUCCAGCCAAGAGACCCGGGACCCAGCUCCUGAGGGAAGACCUGGCCCCCGGCCCACUCUUUCCUUGGUAUUUGUCAUCCCAAUGGACUUAGCUGACCCUCUGCAGUAUCAGCUUCUCUUAUUCAUUUUCUCUUGAGUACAAAGUCAAUCACACUGUACCAUCACCAGGCAGCAUUCACUCCCAGUCCUGAAGCUCUUAAUUUGUAAGGGGUGUUGUACUGAGAACAGUUUCACAUGAGGGUUGUGCUAUCAAGUGGUGGUAAAAAAAAAGGGCUGUGAGCAUCAUCCUCGUUGUAUGUUUCUGGGUUUCAAGAUGUGUGCUGAGUGGAGCUGGCGUGUGUUUUUGUGUGUGUGUGUGCGCGUGCGCGUGUGUGUGAGGGAAGUCGGAAGCACGUACUUACAGAAGAGCUACUGAUGUAUAUUUGCGUGAAGAUAAACAACAGUUUGGACUAACAUUUAUGCUGAGACCAGAUUGUUUUCCGCUGAGUAAGUAUGUCCCACAAGUUUCCUGGGAGUAAGUGGUGACGCCUGCCCAGAAGCAAUCACACCAGAGAUGGGUAUCGACGACUCCACCACAGCACAGGCUGCAGAGUCUUAAUGAGGAGCACAUCUGUGGAAAACAAGGAUUACCAUCUGAUAAAAGCCUUUUAGUGCCUUAAUCUCAGUCUUCUGGAUAAUGGAGUGACAAAGACCUGGUAGACAGCAGAUUCCAUUAGAUUGCAGUGUGGGAAAUCAUCUGUGAUAUUUUAACUGUGUCUGUGUGUGUGGUUUUUGUGCUUUAAAAUG
This is a messenger RNA of Megalops cyprinoides (Indo-Pacific tarpon), 2442 nucleotides long. RefSeq names its product POC1 centriolar protein A (gene poc1a). The transcript has 11 exons. The coding region runs from base 301 to 1689 and encodes 462 amino acids. Gene Ontology annotation, biological process: cilium assembly. Gene Ontology annotation, molecular function: protein binding. Lineage: Eukaryota; Metazoa; Chordata; Actinopteri; Elopiformes; Megalopidae. The record is from RefSeq and is a predicted model, not a curated record. Gene Ontology annotation, cellular component: centriole; ciliary basal body.